AUGGUGUACAGCCCUGGUUGGGAUCCUUUGGGUCAUCCAGAUGUGCCAAUCCGAACCUUGAGGAGAGCACAUGGCCGUGUCUCUCACAGCACAGGCCAGGGACCCCAUGCCCUUCUACUGACCGUCCCCAUUUAUUUGGACCGAGAGUACAACGAGAAGAUGGCAAAACGGCUGCUGAACCUGUUCGAUGAGAAUGUCUGGAGACACACCAUACUUCUGUUCACCAGAGCUGACCUGCUGGAUCUUACGGGUUUGGACGGAUACCUCAAUAGUUGGGGGUUGCCCCUGCAGGCCCUGGUGGAAAGGUGUGAGCGCAGGUACCACAAACUGAACCGAAACAACCGCAAGCAGGUCAAAGAACUCCUGGAAAAGAUUGACCAGUUGGUGGCGGAAAGUGAUGGCAAGACCUUCCAGUUGGUGGACACCAACAGGGAACAGAAAGAAAUGGAAGGGCAUCGGAUGGAGGUCCCAAUGAGAAAUGAGCCUUUUGAUCAAUGGAAGGAGAUGGAGGAGCAACGGUUCAAUUCCCAACCAGAGGAACCCAUGAUCAGAUCAUCGAGGCAAACAGAAGAAGACCCAGAAUUAUUGCUUGAGCAAAAUGAUUCAAGGCAUCAUGUUGAAUAUUUUCACAUGCAAGACGUGGAGAAUGAAACCAGCGCAAGUGGUUUUUGCAUCAAAGGCACUGCUGAAACCAAUGAAGACCUGGACAGUGAGACAAGCCAAGAAAACCAGUUGGAGGACCAGUUGGUGAACCAAGUCUCCAGCAGAAUUUAUGAUUCAGAUGAUGAAGAAAAGCAGUGGCUCAAUGGAAGCAACUCAAAUGAUGAAGAAACACCCGAAGAACCGUCCGAGACGACAGAGCAGCCCGACCUGCAGGAGUUCAUCAAAAGUACUGACCCAGAAGACGAAGACGAUAACCCAGAAAUGGCGACUGAAAUGUUCUAUACAGAGCUGACAGAAACACCUCUAGAGAAACCUGUUCAGGGGGGAAAGAAUACAAACCGACUGCAGCCUUUUCCAUCUCUAAAGAGCACUCUUAAAAACUGGGGUCUACAGUUGGCAGAGGAUGGGAUGACAAGACUGAACAUUUCUUACGUGGCCUACAUCCAUCAACAAGGCGCAGUCAGGAUUGAUAUCUUUCAGCUUUUUUUCUGCUGGGGAAAUCCGAAAAAAUUAAACCAAACGCUGUGGAUUUCUUUCUUUAUCUGCUGCAUCAGUAUAGACUGGGUACUGUUUAACUCCCAGUUCCAGGGGGCGCUGUCUCCCCUUCCCCAGAUACAUGAUGGAGGGAUACAUCAGCACAGCGAGAAGAGUGAUGAAGGGAUAACCCAACACAACAAGAAGAGUGACGGAGGGAUACCCCAACGCAAAAAGAGAAAUGCUGGAUGGAUUCUCAAAUACAACAAGAGAAAUAAUGGAGGGAUACCCCAACGCAAAAAGAGAAAUGAUGGAGGGAUUCUCAAAUACAACAAGAGAAAUGAUGGAGGGAUACCCCAACGCAAAAAGAGAAAUGAUGGAGGGAUUCUCAAAUACAACAAGAGAAAUAACAGAGGGAUUCUCAAAUACAACAAGAGAAAUGAUGGAGGGAUACCCCAACGCAAAAAGAGAAAUGAUGGAGGGAUUCUCAAAUACAAGAAGAGAAACAAUGUUGGGAUACCCCAACACAAAAAGAGAAAUGAUGGAUGGAUUCUCAAAUACAACAAGAGAAACAAUGGGGGGAUACCCCAACACAAAAAGAGAAAUGAUGGAUGGAUUCUCAAAUACAACAAGAGUAAUGAAGGAGGGAUACCUCAACACAGCAAAAGUAAUGAUGGAGGAGUACCCCAACACAACAAGAAGAGUGAUGGAGGGAUUCCACAACACAACAAGAAGAAUGAUGAAGGAGGGAUAACCCAACACAACAAGAAGAAUGAUGGAGGAAUAACUGAAUACAACAAGAAGAGUGAUGAAGGAGGGAUAACCCAACACAACAAGAAGAGUGAUGAAGGAGGGAUAACCCAACACAAUAAGAAGAGUGAUAAAGGGAUAACCCAACACAACAAGAAGAGUGAUGGAGGGAUUCUCCAACACAACAAGAAGAGUGAUGAAGGAGGGAUAACCCAACACAACAAGAAGAGUGAUAGAGGAGGGAUAACCCAACACAACAAGAAGAGUGAUAAAGGGAUAACCCAACACAACAAGAAGAGUGAUGAAGGAGGGAUAACCCAACACAACAAGAAGAGUAAAGAAGGAGGGAUUCUCCAACACAACAAGGAGAGUGAUAAAGGGAUAACCCAAACCAACAAGAAGAGUGAUGAAGGAGGGAUAACCCAACACAACAAGAAGAGUGAUGAAGGAGGGAUAACCCAAGACAACAAGAAGAGUGAAGGAGAGAUUCUCCAACACAACAAGAAGAGUGAUAAAGGGAUAACCCAAACCAACAAGAAGAGUGAUGGAGGAAUAACCGAAUACAACAAGAAGAGUGAUGAAGGAGGGAUAACCCAACACAACAAGAAGAGUGAUAAAGGGAUACCUCAACACAACAAGAAGAGUGAUGGAGGAGGGAUAACCCAACACAACAAGAAGAGUGAUAAAGGGAUACCCCAACACAACAAGAAGAGUGAUGGAGGAGGGAUAACCCAACACAACAAGAAAAGUGAUGAAGGAGGGAUAAGCCAACCCAACAAGAAGAGUGAUGAAGGAGGGAUAACCCAAAACAACAAGAAGAGUGAUAGAGGAGGGAUAACCCAACACAACAAGAAGAGUGAUGAAGGAGGGAUAACCCAACACAACAAGAAGAAUGAUAGAGGGAUAACCCAACACAACAAGAAGAGUGAUAAAGGGAUAACCCAAACCAACAAGAAGAGUGAUGGAGGGAUACUCAACCAAAACAAGAGUAAUGAUGGAGGGAUACCCCAACACAACAAGAAGAGUGAUGGAGGAAUACCCCAACACCACAAGAGAAAAGAUGGAGGGAUGCCCCAACACAACAAGAAGAGUAAUGGAGGGAUAACCCAACACAAAAAAAGAAAUGAUGGAGGGAAACCCCAACACAAUGAGAGAAAUGAUGGAGGGAUACCUCGACACAACAAGAAGAGUGACGACAAAGGAGUACCCCAACACAACAAGAAUAAUAAUGGAGGGAUUCUCCAACAAAGCAUGAAGAAAGAUGAUGAAGGGAUACCCCAACACCAUAAGAAGGGUAGUGAUAGAGGGAGACCCCAACUCAAAAAGAAGCAUGAAAAUGAAGGGACAUCCAAACACGAGAAGAAGAGUAAUGAUAAAGAGACACUCAAACACAGAAGCUUGAGUAGUGAUGAAAGAGUGAACCAUCUCAAAAUGAAGAGUGAUGAUGAAGGGAUGACCCAAAAUUGCAGAAAAAACAAUGGAGAAUUCUCAGAGCAAAACCAGAAGAAGGAUGAUGAAGGGAUUCUUCAACAGAGCAGUAUGAAGGAUGAUAAAGUGACAUCCCAACGUAACAGAUGCUGCAUGAAGAAGGGUGAUGGAGGGAUACCCAAUGAAGGUAGUCAAGAAAACAAAAAGAGGAACACAGAGGAACGGAUGUCUGAAGACAUAUCUGAAGAGAUGACUGUGAAGAACAAGAAAAAUUCUCAGGAUAAAGAGGAGAAGACACCAAGAGAUGCUGAAGAAAUAAGAAGAUCAUCCAGGCACAAUCUAAACCAGGGGCCAAACCAAGAGAAUCCAAGAUAUGUUGAGAAACAGACUGCGAGAGGAGCGAAAUUCAAACGAAGUCAGAGUGUGGAGCGCAUCAUCAAUCUAAGCUGUCACAGAGAAACGGAUGUUAGGAAAGGUGGAGGCUUCAGGAAAACCAGGAGCAGAAGCUGCAGUCAGGAACGUUUUUUUGUAUUUAACGGACAAUAGAAGGAAAUGCCUGUGAAUUAAGCUCCCGUCGUUUCUUACAACAUUUGAUGUAAUUUGCUGACACCUACUGGAUACAGGACUACAGGACACUUUAUUAUUUGACCUGUUGUCUGCUGCUCAUAGUCCUCAAUGUACUGUAGUUUAUUGCACUGAAUUAUUAAUCAAAUAUCUGCUUCAUAAAUCUGCUGUUUAUAUUAUAUAUCACUAUACACUGAUUUUAUUAUUUUUAUUGUCUGUUUAGGUUAAAUUAUUUGAAAACUGUCUAAUUGAAGAUAAUCGUUUUAAUCUGUCAUGUGAAAUGUAAAAUGAAAUGUGAUUUAAACACAUUCCAUAUAUACUUUUUAUUAGAAAAUGUACUGUUAUUUAAAAAGAUACAGUUUUUGUCUUUUUUUUUUUGCACAUUUUCAAAUAUAUUUAGAAAUGUAUUUCCCAUAUUGUCUCGCCUGGCACCAUACUAAGCUCUACCUGCGAUUUCCAGCCUCUGGUACCCAGAAUGCACCAUACACUGACAUCAUUCACUCACGUGAUCACAUGACACUGCACAUGGAACUAUCAGGGAGUCAAUCACCAGAAUAUUGAUCUCACCUGUUCACCUCCCCAUAAAUUCACUCCUCACCGAGUAUUGUAGGUUCUCCUCUUUACUUUGCAUCUUCUCAUUGCUUCUUGUUUUUGCAUCCCGUUAUCACCCUGUUUCUGUACCCUUUUAACUAAUUUUUACAUUUUGUAUAUGACCUUUGGACUGCUACUCGUUUAUGGUAUGUUUAUUCUCUUUAGCUGCUGUUUACCGUAUUAAACCUGCUCAUUUUGACUAUUCCUUGUAUUCCUGCUUUAUUUAAUAAACUUUUUAAUUCACAUCA
Molecule: messenger RNA, 4718 nt
Organism: Astyanax mexicanus (Mexican tetra)
Lineage: Eukaryota; Metazoa; Chordata; Actinopteri; Characiformes; Acestrorhamphidae
Product: homeobox protein 2-like
Exons: 6
Coding region: 1-3861 (1286 amino acids)
Molecular function (GO): GTP binding
Source: RefSeq, a predicted model, not a curated record